This is a messenger RNA of Trypanosoma brucei brucei TREU927, 1974 nucleotides long. RefSeq names its product tubulin--tyrosine ligase. The record is from RefSeq and is a predicted model, not a curated record. Gene Ontology annotation, biological process: protein polyglutamylation; microtubule cytoskeleton organization. NCBI's taxonomy places the organism in Eukaryota, Euglenozoa, Kinetoplastea, Trypanosomatida, Trypanosomatidae. The coding region runs from base 1 to 1974 and encodes 657 amino acids. The transcript has a single exon. Gene Ontology annotation, cellular component: cilium. Gene Ontology annotation, molecular function: tubulin binding; tubulin-glutamic acid ligase activity.
AUGGCCGAACCCGUGCUUCCCCCUCCAAGAAACGUGGCCACAUUUUACCCACAGGCGCUUACUUCCGUGCAGCGCGGAGGAGCUGAGGACACUGAUAUCCUGACACCUGAAACGACUUAUUCAUCGAGUGAGAGCCAGCGUAUUGUCGUUGGCAAAUUUGUGCCGGAUCCGAAUGAUGAUGACCCGUCUAACCCAAAGUAUGUCCCGCAGACCGCCCUGUCGCGCGUCCGUGCCAGGCUCCCGAUGAUCUCCCGGAACCAGGGCAGUAUAUCGCGCUCCACGUACACACUGGAGGAAGAAGUAGCACCUCGAGAGGAGGGGCGGAGGAGUAGCGCCCCCGUAUCCAACAGUGGAGCAAAUUCUGGGGGUAAAAUAUAUUAUACACUCGUAAAACCAAUUUACUCGUUCUCAGCAGGGAGUCUCUUCUUUCCCAUUCAGCGAUACGGCGGCGCGAGGGCGCGCAGCGCGAACCCUGGGCAGAUCAACCUCACAUACCACGGAAAUGAUCGCCCAUCCCUUCGGUUUGAUGCGGUGUCGGUUCAGAAGAAUAACCUAAAUCGGAUGUGCCUUUAUAAGCUCGGACCUGGAGUAGUGGCGUUCAAGGUUGUCAUCGACGCGUUUGAGGCUUCAGGCAUGAAGUACACAGCAUCAAACGAGCUGUUUAACGUGAUAUGGGCAAAGCGGGCAACGACAUAUAUUCUUUCCCAUCUUGGCCCUUACCAAAAGGUUAAUCACUUCCCUGGGACAUGGGGUAUUGGACGUAAAGAUAGUUUGGCUACCAACAUUCAAAAGAUGCAGCGCUACUUUGGGCUUGACAACUUCAAUGUUAUCCCAAUGACAUUUCUUUUACCAAAGCAGCGUUCCCAGUUGGAGGACUACGUGAACGAAAAUCCGGAUAGUGCUGAUGAUCCACUAAUCUUCAUUGUAAAGCCCAGCGCUUCGAGUUGCGGUCGUGGAAUUCGUUUGUAUCGGGGUAUGCCACCCAUGCCGACAGGCUCCAAAAAUGCGGUAUGCCAGCGGUAUGUGGGAAACCCGAUGAUGAUCUUCGGACGGAAGUUUGACCUACGGUUGUACUGCGUCGUUACAUCAUUUGAUCCAUUACGUAUUUAUAUUUUCGAUGAGGGCCUUGUUCGUUUUGCGGCGCAGAAGUACCCGGGAAUGGACAAGGAUUUGGACAAUGUUCAGAAACAUCUGACCAACUAUUCCGUGAACAAAACCGCUGAGUUGAAUCGGGCGAGCCGUGGUAAGACAUACGACUCCGAUGACCCAUUAGAUAUUAAGUGGUGUCUCUCCGACUUGCGUGAGUUCUUAGACAAGAACGUAGAAAACGGUAGGAGGGUAUGGGAAAAGGUUUUGAGUAGUUGCGAUGACGUGGUAAUAAAAGCUUUUCUCAGUAUUGAACACGAGGUAGUUGAGCGGCUCCGCAAGGAGUGUCGCAACAAAACAGGGCGGGGGUGCUUUGAACUUUACGGCUUAGAUUUAAUGGCCGACGAUCAGUACAACGUUCGUCUUAUUGAGGUGAAUAUCAUGCCGUCCCUGGCGACGGGAACACCUCUGGACAAGGCUGUCAAGUCGCGCAUGCUCGCACAUUUAUUAACUCUUAUUCGCGUCGUUCCACAUCAACGUGAUGCCCCUGCGACGAAUUUCCAACAGGAAUAUGGAGGGGCGUCACCACCUAAUUACAACAAACGGUACCGAUUCGGACGUCAUCCUCACAAGGCGGGGGAAAUGAUUCGGAAGUCACUUCUCACACGUUUCAACGACCCCAAAGAACCCGAGUCUAUUCUGAGCCCUGCAGAACACAUGAUGCUUUUGGAAGCGGAAGAGGAACUGGCAUGCGCCGGGGGAUUCCGUCGGAUAUUUCCUCGAGCUGACAAUGUGUUGUCUUACUUACCAUUUUUUUCUCAUGGGGUGCUCCGGAACAAUUAUCUUCUCGCAUCAAGCGUUAUGAUGCAGGAAAAGAAGACAGCGUGA